CGCUCCCGGCACACGCGUGCCCCGCACACGCGUGCCCCGCAACCCCUCCCUCCCUCCCUCCCUCUUUCCCCGAUGCUCAGUCUCCGCCAGCCGCGGUCGCUGCAUCCUCAGCGGGCGGCGAGAGGGAGGAGGCAAGGCGCGGCCGCCGGCAGAGACACCAUGUGACGGGCAUCGCUCAGUGACACGCAGCUUUGGUUAAAGAGAGUGCGUGCAGGAGGGGAGGCGACGGCGCGCGGGACGCGGAGGAAUAGCCUGACUUUCCCGGCUAAGCCGUCGCGAGCCAUGGAUGCGCAAGGGCGACGCGCGCCUCCAGUAAAAGAAUGACUGCGAUUCGAGACCCUCUGCGGCCCAGCGGGUGGAUGUAAGUGCGAGCACAGUGUGGGUGGGGGUUGGUGGAGAGGGGGAGAUUCUGAUGCAAUCGGCCCCGAAAGGAGGAGGAGAGCCAGGAGAGCGCGGGCUGGGACAGCCACACCGCUCCGCCUGAAGGUCGCCGCCCUUCACCUUCCUCGGAAAUCCGCCACGCCACGCCAAGCCUCCCCGCCCAGCCCUCGCUGACGGAGGCCACCUUUUCCCGGCCGAGGGAGCCAGACCUUGACACAAAGGACAUCGCACGGCUGCAGCUCCCGGGGAAAAUUCCGGGAGGGCGGACACCUUGACGUCUCCUUUUGCCACCUUUCCCUUUAUUGUCCGAGAUAUUUAUUUAGUGCCUACUGUGUGCCAGGCCCUACAUCUAUGUGCAUAGAAAAACCCUGGAAGGUCACACUUCGAUAUAUACACAGUGAUCAUCUCUGCUUGCUGAGAUAACAGGGGUGUCGACCCUAUAUUUUUGCUGCUGUCCAUUUGUAAAUCCACUCAGAAAAGAAGAAUUUGGACUAAUUUUUUGACUCCAGGUACUUUCUAAACAUGAUGCAUUUCAAAAGUGGACUCGAAUUAACUGAGUUGCAAAACAUGACGGUGCCUGAGGAUGACAACGUUAGCAACGAUUCCAACGAUUUCACCGAAGUAGAAAAUGGUCAGAUAAACAGCAAGUUUAUUUCUGAUCGGGAAAGUAGAAGAAGUCUCACCAACAGCCAUUUGGAGAAAAAGAAAUGUGAUGAAUAUAUUCCAGGCACCACCUCCUUAGGCAUGUCUGUUUUUAACCUCAGCAAUGCCAUCAUGGGCAGCGGGAUUUUGGGACUCGCCUUCGCCCUGGCAAACACCGGGAUCCUGCUUUUCCUGGUACUUCUGACUUCAGUAACGCUGCUGUCUAUAUAUUCAAUCAACCUUCUGUUGAUCUGUUCAAAGGAAACAGGCUGCAUGGUUUAUGAAAAGCUGGGAGAGCAGGUCUUUGGCACCACAGGGAAACUCGUCAUCUUUGGAGCCACCUCUCUGCAGAACACUGGAGCAAUGCUGAGUUACCUCUUCAUAGUAAAAAAUGAACUACCCUCUGCCAUAAAGUUCCUAAUGGGAAAGGAAGAGGCAUUUUCAGCCUGGUACCUGGAUGGCCGCGUCCUGGUGGUGGUAGUUACCUUUGGCAUAAUUCUCCCUCUGUGUCUCUUAAAGAACUUAGGCUAUCUUGGCUAUACGAGUGGAUUUUCUUUGAGCUGUAUGGUUUUUUUCCUAAUUGUGGUUAUCUACAAGAAAUUUCAAAUUCCCUGCAUUGUUUCAGAGCUUAAUUCAACAAUAAGUGCGAAUUCAACAAAUGCUGACAUGUGUACGCCAAAAUAUGUUACCUUUAAUUCAAAGACCGUGUACGCUUUACCAACGAUUGCAUUUGCAUUCGUCUGCCACCCGUCAGUCCUGCCAAUUUACAGCGAGCUUAAAGAUCGAUCACAGAAAAAGAUGCAGAUGGUUUCCAAUAUCUCCUUUUUCGCCAUGUUUGUUAUGUACUUCCUGACUGCCAUUUUUGGCUACUUGACAUUCUAUGAAAAAGUGCAGUCAGACCUCCUGCACAAGUACCAGAAUAAAGAUGACAUCCUCAUCCUGACGGUGCGGCUGGCCGUCAUUGUUGCUGUCAUCCUCACGGUGCCCGUGUUAUUCUUCACGGUCCGUUCAUCUUUGUUUGAACUGGCUAAGAAAACAAAGUUUAAUUUAUGUCGUCAUGUCUUGGUGACCUUCAUACUUCUGGUGAUUAUCAACUUACUGGUGAUCUUCAUACCCUCCAUGAAGGACAUUUUUGGAGUCGUAGGAGUUACAUCUGCUAAUAUGCUAAUUUUCAUUCUUCCUUCGUCUCUGUAUUUAAAAAUAACAAGCCAGGAUGGAGAUAAAGGAACUCAACGCAUUUGGGCUGCCCUUUUCCUGGGUCUGGGGGUGCUGUUUUCCCUGGUCAGCAUUCCCUUGGUCAUCUACGACUGGGCCUACUCAUCAGGCAGUGACGAAGGCCACUGAGACCAGCUGAAAAAACAAAACAGUCACGUCCCCACACAUCAGCAACCCCGCGUCACUCCCUCGGCAAGUUUACAGAAGCAGACAGAAAUUUACAAGGUACAAGACGGAAUAACACUUCACUGGCAAAACAGAGACCUGUUUCUCCAAUGGUUUAUGUCCCUCCAAGAUCCAGGAUUGAUCAAAGGAUUGUGGAUUUUUUCCCCCCAAAUUUCACACAAUCAUAUUUUCCAGUACUUUUCCCACUCAGUUAUUCUUCACUCUCCUAACACUAUUUUUUUUGUGAGUUCACCAUCUCUUAGAACUUUAAAAACAUGAUCAUCAAUCAUGUUUAUUUAUUAUACAUCCAGAUUCUGAAAUAAUUUUCCUACUGAUGUUCAGCUUCUGAUAUCUGUACCUUUUUAGAAGAGAAAAGAAUCUUGAAUUGUAUAUAUUUAUUUUGCUUUACAGAAAAAAAAAUGGUUUCGUAAAUAAUUUGCCUAUUUUGGUUAACAUAGCACAUAGGGAUAAUCAUAUGAGAGUUACAGGGCACAUGCCCCUGUUGGAUCAGAGGAUGCUCAAUAUUUGAGGUGGCUCUGAUCACCUGGAAGCUGAGGUCCCGUAGCCCAUGGCCUCGCUGGUACUACAUCCUGCUCUGUGCAGAGACAUUCCCUGGAGAGUGUUCUCAGCUGGGAAAGGGGUGGGAGUGAUUCUCACCUUGGUAAACAUACUAAACUACAUAUCUGGGUAAUCUAGUAAAUGAAGGUUUGUUUCCCUCUUGGCAAUUUGUGUCAGAAUUACUCUAAUCUGAGUCAGCUUCUACUGGGGAAGACCCGUGACACCUUUGUAACAAAUGGAGAAGCAAGAGUCCUACAAACAGUUGGUCCAAAAUGCCUGAGAAACAUCUUCCUCUGAUGCAGACAGCCUUCAGCGCGAUACCGGUAUUGUUGAAGGGGGAAAAACAUUUCCUUAAAUUAUCAACCCAGCAGCUUUUACUCAUGUCCACCAGCUCUUUGCACAGGGAAUAAUGUGUAUCUAACCACGGAGGACCUAGGAUAAGUAAUUCCUGUUUUAUAUUGGGUUCUUUGGGGGUGGGGUCUUUAAAAAGACUUGUUUUAUAUCUAUAAAUUUAGGUUAUUACAAAUAUAAGAUUUUUGUACCUUAAAUAAGCCUCAUUCCUAUUUCUUCUCCAUUAACAAUCCAUCCAGUCUUUAAAAAGAACAAGAACCCUCAAAGAUGGUCUUUGAGAAGAAUGUGUGAUGGAAUCACUGUGUACCUUUCUUCCCCCAGACGGGGCGUUUGGUGCCUGUGCUGGUCCUCUUCUCGCCCCUUGUCAAGGGUGGGCUGUUACUGCCCACCUGACGUGACCCACACUCUGCCCCAGCCCCUCUCCUAAAGCAGGAGAAGGAGACCACAGAGAGACUGAUAAAGAAGAGAGUUCGGGAGAAGGUAGCUUGGAAAAGGAAUGGGGGACGAUAUGGAAACCCAGAACCACAUCCCCCCUGAGCUGGGCCAUCACCUGCGACUGGCUUGUCCACAUCACACAGUGAGAGGCGUGUGUGCUCCUUGAACUUGAAACAGGGCUUGUAUUUAAUCUACAUCCUGGUUGAACUUCACAAACAUAUAAGUUCACUGAGCACAGAUUGCUUAUCCAGAGAUAAACAGACUGUAACCACAGACUCUUGGCAGAGCUCCCAGGCACUUAGUUCUAGGUUCUGUUCCUCCCCCACUCAGCUCCCCAAAGGUCUGCACGCUUCCCGGGGCUGACACGGGAUGUCCCCUCCCCUUGACAGACUAAUGUCCCAUAGAAAAAGCAGGCAUCAGAGCACCUUGUCGUGAUCCUUCUGGGGGAAGAAGGAAAGGUAGUUCCUGCAUUUCUUGGUAGACUCACCAGAGCUUUUAAUGUACUGCCCCAGAGUUACAUCCACAUUAGGUCAGCGUUCUGCUAUUCAGAUCUGAAUACCUACCUACAUGUGAAUUCCUAACUUAGUAAAAUCCACAGGCACGUCUGUCCUUCUCAGCAGUGUCUUCCGUGUCAGGUGAGCAGGGAGAGAAACUGAAUAAAACAAGUCAGCUGGCCCUUUGGGCUUGUCUAGGGCACCAAAUAAUGAAAUAGCCAGAUCGUGGACGACCCUUCAUUUAAAUAGAGACAAAUCUAAGUUUACAAACUAUGUUAUGCUACUUUCUGUUUUCUUCAUGAAUUUACAACAAUUCAUUUUACACUCACAGAGUCAACUUCGAAGUUCAUCGUGAACUCCCAGGACGUGUAGUAAUAUACCUGGAUCUUUGGAUUUUAUGUGUCAGGACAAGGGAUUUUUUUAUUAUUAUUUAAAAUAUAUUUAUUUAGAGGAGGCACAUUGCGGUCAAUGUCUGUGGUACCACAGGUUUUUAAAAUCUUCUAUAUAUGUUUAUCUCAGUUUAUUGUUGACUGAAUAUGACAGACCCUCCUGUCAUUCGUCAGAGAUCACUGAUCAGUUACAUCGCUUGGGUGGGCUUAGCUGCGAAACGUAUCGCUCUUACUCUUCUUGUUAAGAAUAGAGAGCUGGUAGCCAAACUGCAUGUACCACAGACAUUAGGUAGAAUUUCAGUAACACAGUCAAGUGCUGUGGAAGGUUUUCUGCUACGUGAGCAGACUCACGAGCAUUUUAUUUUCGCCACUGGGAGCAGCACGUUUUCCUUUGGCAGUUAGGAUCUCAACACUAGUGAACAGUGCCAGGUUCGUCCUUUAGACGGUGAACUGUUGUUCCCUAGUUAUCAUAACACAGCAUCCUGUAAAUCCCUGAUUUCCUUCAUGGUACUUAUUGGAAAUGGGGGUAGUGAAGUGUGUACAAGAAAGAAAUCGAGUCUUGUUAAGCACAGGCAGGCCCCAAUUUUUAAGCAGAGCAUAUUGUAAAACUCUGGUCAGUUGAUUGUUUGCAACCUGGAAUGUAUUUUCCUUUAGAAGCCCUGGGGGUUAUACAUGGUGUUAGGCCACCAGACCGGCUAGAUCUAAACCCAUAGUUUAGCUGAACAUAGGAUAAUAUAACAAGAUUGCUGAAGAACCUCACCACUAAAUGUAAUAUUGUUUCUAGUGGGUAUUUGUUCCAAGUUGCCAAGCGUCCGUCACUUCUGUUGCUGGUGGGAUCUGGAGUGCUCCCCCAGCCACACACCACCAGUUAGAGGUGCCCUGAGUGGCCUGAAGCCGUGCCUGCAGCAAAGGAGGAGAAGAGUAAGUCCAGGGCCACCAGACAGCCGGUGGCAGGAGGAGGGUGAGGGGCCACCUGCGGGCCAUAAGCCUCCAGGGACGUUCCUCAGCUGAUACCCUUUCUCCUCUGUGGAGUCUCAGGCUUGGCCUGCCUGCUUCUAUUUGUAGGACGUUUUGCUCCCGGAGUUCACCUCCUUCCCUCUCGCUACCAAAAAGGAUAUCGCUCCCACAUGCCAGUCACUGAAGCCAGCACACAGCACUUUCAAUGGAGUUAGUGCUAGUAAACCGUGGUCUGACUGCUCGCUUAUCAGACGAGGCUUAAAAAGCUCUCCACCCACCUUUCCUUUUUCACAUUUGCAGACCCUGUUGAGAAAGGCAUACAUGGGUGAUGGUCGUGGUACCACAGAGGGCUGUGGGAAGAUGUAUUUCAGAGGACAGCUCAGACAGUUCCCCCAGAAGUGGCUUCUUUCUGAAGGCCUCCAGGCCAGUGGUGCUCAAAGUGGGGCUCCCCGGGACCAGCAGCCACAGCGUCACCUGGGAACUCGUUGGAAUGCCCCUUCUCCGGCCCCAACCCAGACCUAGUGAAAUCGGACUCUCAGGGUGAGCCUAGCAAACCGUGCUGUAACACACCCUCCCAGUGAUCUGGGUGCACGUCAAGUGUGAGGACCACUCGGAAUCAGUUAAUCUUUCCUUUUUGAUCCCCGCUAGUCCUGCCCCUUAGUCCCAGAGGACUGUUCCUAGGAUUCUCGGGACAAGAGGUGGGAACCAGGACUUAGGGAGGGGAGGAAAGGGCCUCGCUUCAUUGCCCUCCCCGGUGAAAUGCUGGUCCAGAUGCACAGUUGUCAGUGGGGCUGCCUGCAUGUGGGCUGAGACACGCUAAGAUUGCAGUUUUUGUAGCUGUGAAGAAAUAAAAGUGAGGUGUUUUGCGUCUUUUUUUUUUUUUUUUUGAAAGGAAUGAAAAGAUGUACCCUUUGUAAAUGCAACCUUCGAGGAAAUACUGGUUCAUGUCAGGAGUAAGGUCUCCAGGAGGUGUGGGUUCACUGUGGGGUGGUCAGUCCUGCCCUCCUUCCUAGUGAGUUCUCUGCUAAAAGGGUCGUACUGCCCAUGGGGCUGCAAAGGGCUCCGAGGAAACUCACGCACAGCUCUGGGUCAAGGUCAGAGUGCUGGAUGGAGCAUUUCACUGGGUUUGCGGCAAGGAGGAGGCCGGUGAGAUGACCAGAUAAUUGAUUUUAUGCCUUUAGUGCAAAAGCCAUCCAUUUCCCUCUGGUUAUCUAGGUCUGAGGCUUAGAAAGGGUGUAAACUUUGAGAACAUAAUUCCUCCAUUCCAGUUCAUAGGGAACUUCUAGCCACUUUCAAACUAAAAAGAGAGACUGUAUCAUCUAAGAAUGUUAAUGAACAUUCCCCUUAGGGAUGGCAGAGCUGAGAAUCUUUUAGCAACAGAAUACACUUCCUCGAAAAUACAGUGAAUUAUUUAUAAUGAUCUAUGUCUUUCGGGUAUCAAUUAGGGGUGGGGGUGGCUGACAACUGAAAAAUAUCACUAAAUCUUGAAGGGAAAGUUCUUGAAAAACAUGUAUAAUUCACAAGACUCAGAGCUUCUUCGUCUCUUAGGGUUUUCUCGGAGGAAGGACUGUGAAACCGGGCCCAUCUAUAUACAGGCUUGAAUUUGUGUUUUUAAAAGGAAGAAUCUAUGCAGUUGAGGCUUAUUGUAGGAAAUACUUUGCUUGUAUGUAAAUAUAUUGUAAAUACAUAGGAGGCUGUAUAUUUUUGCAGUUGUUAAUCCACAUUGAAAUAGAAGUCUCUAGUAUCUGCCUAUCAAGAAUAAAUGUUUUCAUAGAUAUUAGAGGUUUGGUUUGGGAAUUAGAAAAAUUUACCUUCUCUCCCAGGUAACAUAGUUCUCUCAAUGUAAACUUGGAACCUAAAAAAAUCUUACUUAAUUGUUUAGAGAAAGAAAUGUCUGAAAAAUAGCUGCGUUGAUUUCUUAUACUGGUAUUCAGAUCAGUUAUUUAAAAGAUAGUCCUCUGAGCUACAAAUAAGGAACAUUUUAGACCCAAGUGGUUGCCAUAUAGAAAUAGAUAUACUCAAAAUAACGAGUUGUUUCUUCAUAAUGCUGUUUUAACGUUAACACUGAUACCACUACACAGUAUUCAUGAAAACAAGUUGGGGAGGAGAAUGUGGUUUUUUUUUUUUUUUUUCAAAACUGAAUUGCUGCAUUUCCCAAACUUUGGGAUCUUUGAAAUGAGGGGAAAGACCUGAGCAUUAACUAUGAGCACAAACAGAAAGAAAGAAAUAAAAGAAAGAAAGAAAGAGAGAAAGAAAGAGAGAAAGAGAGAAAGAGAGAAAGAGAGAAAGAGAGAAAGAAAGAAAGAAAGUAAGAAAGAAAGAAAGAAAGAAAGAAAGAAAGAAAGAAAGAAAGAAAGAAAGAAAGAAAGAAAGAAAGAAAGAAAGAAAGAGAAAGAAAGAAAGAAAGAAAGAAAGAAAGAAAGAAAGAAAGAAAAGAAAGAAAGAAAGAAAGAAAGAAAGAAAGAAAGAAAGAAAGAAAGAAAGAAAGAAAGAAAGAAAGUAAGAAAGAAAAAAGAAGGAAGAAAAGAACCAUUAUUUUAUCAAGCUUUUGAAAGUCUUGCAUGACUGCCUUUACUUUUCAGUGUCGGCACCAACACAGACUGUCUUAAGUAAUGUUUUCCCCAAACACUUGAAUCUUGGUGGUUGGUACAUAAUCCCCUCUAGAAUCUGUGUAUUUUAGACUUCAUCUGAGUCCCAUACAUGUAGCACAUCACUGUUUCAUUCAUGUAAAAACCUUGUAAAUGAAUUUCAGAUGGAUGAUUUAAGUGAGUCACAAGUCACAAAACUUUGCUCUUCAUGGUUAAUCAAACAUAUAGAGGUUUUGGGGGGUUUUUUUUCCCCCCAGGAUGUGGUGUAAAUAAAGAAAUGUAAGAAGUUCUGUUCUAUAACUGCUCUGUUAACAUAGUUUUUAAACAUUAAAAAAUGUGAAAUAAAA
Camelus dromedarius (Arabian camel) is the source of this 8522-nucleotide messenger RNA. It is a transcript of the gene SLC38A1, whose product is annotated as solute carrier family 38 member 1. Gene Ontology annotation, cellular component: plasma membrane. The record is from RefSeq and is a predicted model, not a curated record. The coding region runs from base 904 to 2367 and encodes 487 amino acids. The transcript is spliced from 17 exons. Lineage: Eukaryota; Metazoa; Chordata; Mammalia; Artiodactyla; Camelidae. Gene Ontology annotation, biological process: amino acid transmembrane transport; L-glutamine transport. Gene Ontology annotation, molecular function: L-glutamine transmembrane transporter activity.